AACGAAGAAGAGUAUAUAAGUAGGUGCUGAAGAGGUGCACUCUUCAUUUGUUUCAAAGUUUCCUCACCUGUGUAUUGCUGUACUCACACAGAGAAGCAUAUGAGAAAUUAGUAGCCAAAUUUACAGCACAAAACUUGUUGAGAUUGAGUCAUAAACACUUUCUUUCUUCAGGUUUCCUCAUUCUUAGACAAUCCUAGAUGGCUAAAAUUAAGCUGAACCAGAGAGCUUUAGCAACUACAGCAGUGCUAGCAUGUAUGAUAUUUCUGGUUCAAGUCUUGAUGGCCAAUAUGGUCAGUGCAGAGAGAAUGUUGAAAGAUAAAGAACCAGAAGCCUCGGCUGAGAAAGAAAUGAGCCAUGGUUAUAUAGUAAAAGUUCUUCAUUUUUUAUUUCAAGGUGGAAAGUCUUCUUAUGAGCCUGUUUGGCCUGUUAUGAAGUUUGAUUGGAGAAUUGUUGUAGGAACAGCAGUAGGAUUCCUUGGGGCAGCUUUGGGUAGUGUUGGAGGAGUUGGAGGUGGUGGGAUAUUUGUACCGAUGCUCACCUUGAUCAUUGGUUUCGAUCCGAAAUCUUCCACUGCCAUUUCCAAGUGUAUGAUCAUGGGUGCAUCAGGAGCAACUGUAUAUUACAACCUGAGACUUAGGCACCCAACACUGGAAAUGCCCAUAAUAGACUAUGACCUGGCUUUGCUCUUUCAGCCUAUGCUCAUGCUUGGAAUCAGCGUUGGAGUUGCCUUCAAUGUCAUGUUUGCUGAUUGGAUGGUCACAGUUCUGCUUAUUAUUCUCUUCAUAGGUACUUCUACUAAAGCUUUAUUCAAAGGGAUAGAUACAUGGAAGAAAGAGACUAUGAUAAAGAAGGAUGUAGCCAAGCAGUUGGAAUCAGAGUCCAAACCAGAAGAUGGCGCCGAAGAAGAUUACAAACCACUUCCAAGUGGUCCAGUUGUUUUACCAGACGAUGAGGUCCCUUUACGAGAAAACAUUUACUGGAAAGAGGUGGCACUGCUUUUCUAUGUCUGGGCGGGAUUUCUUGUUGUUCAAAUUGUUCAGACAAAUGUUCCAACCUGCUCAGUCACGUACUGGAUCCUGAACUCAUUGCAGGUACCAAUUGCUGCCUCAGUUACGCUUUUCGAAGCCAUAUGCUUGUGCAAAGGGACCAGAGUGAUAGCAUCCAAAGGGAAGGAAAUCACAAAUUGGAAGUUACAUCAGAUUCUACUGUACUGUUCGUGUGGAAUAAUUGCUGGAAUGGUGGGUGGACUGCUUGGUCUAGGAGGCGGCUUCAUCUUGGGACCUCUUUUCCUCGAAUUAGGAAUUCCUCCUCAGGUAGCAAGUGCAACAUCAACCUUUGCAAUGGCAUUCUCAUCUUCAAUGUCAGUCGUAGAGUAUUACCUCCUCAACCGUUUCCCUGUCCCAUAUGCUGCUUACUUUGCUUUAGUUGCAACGAUUUCUGCCCUUGUUGGACAGCAUGUGGUUAGAAAGAUAAUUGCUUUUCUUGGAAGAGCGUCAUUAAUUAUUUUCAUACUGGCUUUGACAAUUUUUGUGAGCGCAGUCAGCUUAGGUGGAGUUGGAAUAGCAAACAUGGUUGAGAAGCUGGAGAACGAAGAGUACAUGGGGUUCGAAAAUCUUUGUCACCAAUCUUAGCUACAUUUUGCAUUAGAAUAUUGUAAGAAGUGGGAUUUCUCAGCAGGGGACUACAGCUUAUGAAUCCACACUACGAUCAGUUUCACUUUACCUUCAA
Populus euphratica (Euphrates poplar) is the source of this 1728-nucleotide messenger RNA. RefSeq lists its product as uncharacterized. The transcript has 12 exons. Gene Ontology annotation, biological process: protein ubiquitination. Lineage: Eukaryota; Viridiplantae; Streptophyta; Magnoliopsida; Malpighiales; Salicaceae. Gene Ontology annotation, cellular component: membrane; Cul4A-RING E3 ubiquitin ligase complex. The record is from RefSeq and is a predicted model, not a curated record. The coding region runs from base 198 to 1631 and encodes 477 amino acids.